AUCGCCUUCGGUUUCCAUUCCACAUCCAGGCGAGCCCAGCAACACAUCCCUCGCCGUGCCUUUGAUCUGCUGCACCCGCUCGCUCGCUCGCUCGUUUGCUCGUUUGCUUGUUUGGUUUCUCCAUGAAGGCCAUCGUCGUGUCGCAGUGGCUCCAGUCGCACUCGGAGCUUGCCGUCUCGACCUCGUUUCCAGAGCUGCCCGGCCUCGCGCCUGGCAAACCGCUGGGCGAAACCGAGGUGCUCGUCCGGGUCGCAGCCAUCGGGCUCAAUUUCUUCGAUGCCCUUGUCGUCACGGGCAAGCACCAGACCAAGCCAAAGCGUCCAUUCAUCCCCGGAGCCGAGUUUGCCGGGGUCGUCGUGGCCGUGGGUCCCAAGGUCCAGGGAUUCCAGCCCGGCGAUCGAGUCUUUGGAAACGGCAAGACCGGUUGCUAUGCAGAGUACGUCCUCAGCGGCGUCGAGCACAUCCACAAGGUGCCCACGGGCAUGAGUCUCCGCGACGCCGCUGGCAUCUUCUUGACAUAUCCGACCUCAUACGCUGCCCUGGUUUUCCGAGCCAAUCUCCAGCCUGGCGAGGUCUGCCUGGUUCAUGCCGGCGCCGGAGGUGUCGGUCUCGCAGCCAUCCAGAUCGCCAAGUAUCUCGGCGCGACUGUGAUUGCAACGGCUGGCUCGGACGACAAGCUUGAGAUCUGCCGGUCCAACGGUGCAGACCAUGUGAUCAACUACAAGACCAAUGCGAACUGGUCGCAGACGGUCCGCGAUCUCACCCGCGCGAUUCCGGGCCGCAAGCACGAAGGCGCCGAUGUGAUCUACGACCCGGUCGGCCUCGUCAACGACUCGACCAAAUGCGUGGCCUGGAACGGACGCAUUCUGGUGAUUGGAUUUGCCGGCGGGAACAUCGAGAGCGUCCCGACCAACAGGCUGCUUCUCAAGGGCGCAUCGGUGAUGGGGGUCUACUGGGGUGCGUACGCUGUCCACCAGCCGCACAAGAUGGUCGAGGCCUGGAAGAUGAUGCCAGCGGCAAAACGGGGCGGCAGCCCAGGCAGUUACUCCGUCAUGAACGAGGGCAUAACCAUGCCUGUGCUUUCUAUCCCCCGCACCGCCCAGGAUCUGUCUGUGAUGUUCUCGCUCGCCAGUGCAUACACCGGACAGCCGUUGCGUCCCGUCACCUUCCCGAAGGUAUACAAGGGGCUCUCGUCCGUGACGGAGGGGCUCAGCGACCUGCUUGCGCGUAAAACAUACGGCAAGGUCGUUGUCGACCUCGACGAUAUCCAGAGCAAGCUCUGA
This is a messenger RNA of Polychytrium aggregatum, 1283 nucleotides long. RefSeq names its product NADPH2:quinone reductase. Lineage: Eukaryota; Fungi; Chytridiomycota; Chytridiomycetes; Polychytriales. Gene Ontology annotation, molecular function: zinc ion binding; oxidoreductase activity. Gene Ontology annotation, cellular component: mitochondrion. The transcript is spliced from 8 exons. The record is from RefSeq and is a predicted model, not a curated record. The coding region runs from base 123 to 1283 and encodes 386 amino acids.